This is a messenger RNA of Arctia plantaginis, 321 nucleotides long. NCBI's taxonomy places the organism in Eukaryota, Metazoa, Arthropoda, Insecta, Lepidoptera, Erebidae. The record is from the annotation of a GenBank genome assembly.
AUGUGUGAAACUAGGUUGAAGUUGCAAGUAGUUCUAAUAGUUUUAUGUAUGGUAUAUAAAGGACUCCAAGCUGUGGAUGAUUCUCUUUUGUUCACUGUAACUCGUGCACCUAGGUACUUUGGAAUCCUACAGGAUCACCGCGGGCAACCGCUCUCUGUUGAAGUGUCCGAGGAGUAUAUGGACCAGGACUACAUAGCGACCAACAGAAAUCCGCUCGACAUGGAUGACUUUGACGACGACGACACAGAAGAGUUAGCAGAUGAAAAAGAUAAGGAUAUCAAAAUCCCCAAUAAAUAUAACCUACAAGCGGGUCCUGUAUAG